AGUUCUCUCCGUUUUGGAUCAUUCGGAUGGCGUCGACCGAGGCAGUAACGCAAGUGCGUGUGGCAAAUCUUUGCUGUGCGCUGGAGGCCAACUUGGUGCACGACGUGUUGGAGCCUCAGGCAGGAGUCAGAAGGAUCGUCGUAAACACGGUUACCAAAGUCGUAACUGUGGAGCACGAUAGCGGACAGAUCAGUGCUGUGGACUUAUGCAAUCUCCUCAAUGCAAAAUUACUCGGAGCCUCGCUGAUUCACACCGGCGCCGAAGGCGAAGCUUCGGAGGAAGCAGCUAUCGGACGAAUGCGCUACCAGGCUUGGCUCGAGGGUUUCGUCAUUGCAGUCCAAAUUGGAUCACUUUGUUGGGGUGCUGCGAUUCCUCUUGUUAUUGGCUUCUGCCUUUCCUUUUCGCUUUUCCUGGGUGCUGGGCGAGCUCUGCUGAUGAAGAAGUUCACUGAUGUGUCGGUCCUCAUGCUGCUAGCUGCUGUAGGAGCAGCUAUCAAUAUGCAAUGGACGGAGGCAGUCUUGGUCGGUGCUAUAGUCAACGGCUCCGGCUUGAUCCAGACAUGCAUGAGUCUUGUUGUUACGAAGUCCCUUGCGGAGGCUUCAGCUUCAGCGGAAGGCUCCGUGGCUGUCUUGGCCGGAUCGAGGAAAAUGGUCGAAGUGGGUGCAUUACAGGUUGGCGAUCGCAUCUUACUCCGCACUGGUGACUCAAUUCCUGUAGAUGGAGUAGUGGUCGAGGGCACUGCCAGUGUCGAUGAGAGUCGACUCACAGGAGAGUCCAUUCCUGUCUACAAGACUACGGGCUCCAAAGUUUUUAGUGGCACACUGAUCGUUCAGGGAGCUCUGCCUAGUGUGGAGGUCAGCGGCAGAGUUGGGCGUACCCAGAAGGUUACCGAUCUGAUACAGGAAGCUGCUGGUCAGCGCACUCCUCUCCAGGACUCAGUCGAGACUUUUGCAAAGUAUUAUACACCAUUAGUGGUCUUGCUCUCAUUCAUAACGGGAGUCUACUGCUGGUCACUAGAGCGUGGCGUCAUUGUCCUUGUUGCUGCAUGCCCAUGCAGUAUAGUCAUGGCUGCUCCUGUUGCAUACAUGACGGCAAUCGUAACCGGACUUCGGCAUUAUUUUGGUACUGUGAUCAAGUCGCCCUCUGUUAUUGAGAGCUUAGCCAAGCUCGAGCUCGUCGCCUUCGAUAAGACUGGCACUUUAACACAGGGCGAACAUCGCGUCACGUCAAUAGAACUUUUCCCCGCAGCUGAGGGUCUCGGGGAAAGAGGAGCCUUGAGACUAGCAGCAGCUGUCGAGUCGCUGAGUCACCAUCCGCUGGCCAGCGCUGUUGUCAACUACUACACGGGUAGCUCGUCCUCGUUGCCUUCGGUUGAAAACUACAGAACGCUGGACGGCAACCUUGGGGUCGCUGGAUCGGUCGAAGGCAAAGAAGUUAUGGUCGGCGGUCCUGCUAUGUUGGAGAGUUUCCGAAUCCCUUCCGAGAAAAUCUCAGGAGGGGCAGUUGCCUCAAUCUUCGUUGUUAUCGACGGCCAGGUCGCCCUCUGUCUGCAGCUGCAGGAUUGUGUUCGUCCGGGUGCCCUAGAAGCGCUGAAGGCUUUGAAGAUACCGACUUGCAUGCUCACGGGAGAUACAGUUCCCAUUGCGCAACACGUUGCUGCAGAGCUCGGUAUCGACAACUGCAAGGCUAAUUUACGCCCACAGGACAAGCUAGACUUUGUGAGAGAUUAUCAGUCAUCGGACCCGAAGGCGUUGCCUCUUACACAUCCCAAAAUGGGUGCAAAAAUAGCACAUCCCGUCAUGAUGGUUGGUGACGGCCUCAACGACGGCCCGGCCCUGGCCCUCGCAGCUGUCGGAGUCUCGUUUUCCAGCCCUUGUAAAGCUGUUUCAGAGAAGGCGGCUGACAUAAUCAUCACGGACCCGAAUCGCGGUCUAUUCCUGCUUGGUCAAAUUGCUCUACUCGGCUCACGCGUGCGCAAUGUCGUUCGCGAGAAUUUGACUAUCGCUCUGUUCACGAAGGCGCUUGUCGUUAUCGUUGGCGCUGCGGGGUAUAUCCCUCUAUGGGUGUCCGUGGUGUCGGAUGGGCUGUGCUUGUUCUUGGUCAUGGCCAAUGGUGCUCGUCCGCUGAGCUGGAGGCCGAAUAACACGGCUAUAAUGGACAAAUUUGCUGAGGAGGCGACGGCAGUUCGGUCUUCAGCUGUGGCGAAAUCUCCUACGAGAAAGACUCUUCACUCGCCCCGAUAUGGGGAGCCGGGCUUCAGCUCUGUACAAAUGUGCAAGAAGCAAUGCUGCAAUAGCUCGAAGAAGACACCGUCCACGGAUGCUUGCAAAGCGGGAUGCUGUAGCGGCCAGAAAAGGACAGUGUCGUCCGAAAUGCGCCAACCCCAGCCUGUAAAUAGAGACCGAGGCCUCGAAGAAAAGUCAGGGCGAUCCUCUUGUAUCGUUCAAUUGCCUGACUCUGCAGCUGAACUAGCCACCGAAUCCUGUUGUUGCGUCGAUGCUCAAGCCGGAUCGAAGUGAGCGAGGAACUUCGCUAGCAGUCUAAAGAGGCGCGGCUGUUCCCGAACGAAGAGGAAUGGAGAAAAAAACUCGCUUGUACAAGCUAUGACAAAGGCAGAGUUCUCGAUGAAUUCAAAGAUCAUCGGUCAUCUGUCAAUCACGUUUGG
Molecule: messenger RNA, 2665 nt
Organism: Perkinsus marinus ATCC 50983
Lineage: Eukaryota; Perkinsozoa; Perkinsida; Perkinsidae
Product: heavy metal cation transport ATPase, putative
Exons: 15
Coding region: 27-2519 (830 amino acids)
Biological process (GO): monoatomic cation transport
Cellular component (GO): membrane
Molecular function (GO): ATP binding; metal ion binding; ATPase-coupled monoatomic cation transmembrane transporter activity
Source: RefSeq, a predicted model, not a curated record